AUGGCCGAGUUCUUUGCGCACAUGAGGGAGGCGAGCGCUCAACGCAUCAUGAUAGAGGACAUGGAGGCGGCAGUAUUCAAGGCAAUGCUGCACUUCAUCUACACUGACACAGUGCCUGAACUUGAUCUGGAGCUGGAGGCAGUAGAGACGAUGGCUCAACAUCUGCUUGUGGCGGGUGACAGGUACGGGUUGGACCGGCUCAAGGUUAUCUGCGAGGGAACAUUGUCCGGUGGCAUCAACAUUGACACGGUGGCGACGACUUUGGCUUUGGCUGAGCAGCACAACUGUUCGCACCUUAAGGCUAAGUGUGUUGAGUUUAUCAUCAGCACUCCUGCGAUCCUUGAUGCCGUGGUGGCAACGGAGGGGUAUAAGCAUCUGGAGACAAGCUGCCCCGCAGUGCUUACUAGCAUUGUCCUUUCCAUGCGUGGGAGGAACUAA
Triticum turgidum subsp. durum (durum wheat) is the source of this 438-nucleotide messenger RNA. The record is from the annotation of a GenBank genome assembly. Lineage: Eukaryota; Viridiplantae; Streptophyta; Magnoliopsida; Poales; Poaceae.